AUGUUGGAGCUUGAAAUGGAAAUUACUUACCGCACAGAUGCUUCCCUACGCAUGUUCAUUUUGGUGUGGAGACUGUGGAUGGCCUUUGCAGAUAACACAAACCAACCUGCAGUUACUGAAAGCCAUGCCUUGCCACAUAUUGGACGUGCAUUAGUAUUAGCUGAAGAGAGAAGAAAUUUUUGUAUGGAAUGUGAUUACUUUGCGUCUAUUGUUGACUUUUACUCAAGCUGCCCGCUCACAACAAUCGAGUCGCGCGUGGCGCGUGGGCGGAGCCGGCGGCUGGACGGCGAGUGGGUGCGGGCCCGCGGGCGGGGAGCCGAGGGCCGCGUUAGGCCUUGCCCGCGGGCAGCGGGGCGUGGGCCAUGUAGGGCGGCGCGGCGGCCGGGUGGUAGGGCGUGUGCGCGGACGCCGCGCUCGGCGCCGACGGCGCGCGCCGCCGAGCACGCGCAGCACAGGCAGGCGCCGCCGCGCCGCCGACAGCAACAGCGCACCAGCAUCGCCGCGUCGCAGCAGCCCCGGCACCGUCAUGCAGAUGCCCGCCGUCUGCGCUGCAAGCACACCGGAGCCACGCGCCGUUACCGCACCGUGUCGGAUUCGGCCGGGCGUUGGCAAAAGGAGCACAACGGCAGGAUUUGUGGGGCGUUGGGCUCCCCAAGUACCUAA
Molecule: messenger RNA, 663 nt
Organism: Gryllus bimaculatus (two-spotted cricket)
Lineage: Eukaryota; Metazoa; Arthropoda; Insecta; Orthoptera; Gryllidae
Source: the annotation of a GenBank genome assembly